UCUAUAUAUGGCCCCCUGGUUCCUUCCCCGAAGUCCCACUUCCUCGCGGAUGUGCUGGAUGACUGGAUAACGCUAGAUACGAAGUAGGCAAGGUAAGAUAUUCCUGAAUUGCCCAGUUGCCUUAAUUGAUCUCAUUAAGGGUACCUAAAGUAAAACGGGAAACGGCCACCUUUUACGAUUGUUUAUUCUUCAGGUUGUUCCUUAGGUUAACACAUGACUCGAUAGCUAUCAACCCUCAUUUCAUAUUAUUUACAUUCUUUCAUAUUCUUCACAUCUCUCGUGGAUGCACCAGCUCAUGCGAUCAUCAGGCAACUCAUUCUUUCACAUUUAUAACUAGGUGGUAUUUGACCCGAAGCUGUUGAACAGCCUUGACCCACGCUCAUUUGGCCCUGCGCCCUCCGCCUUUCAAUUUUUUUUUUCGCCUUUCCCUUCUCAUCGAUCACUACUCCGCGAUUCGAUCAACCGCGCAGCUACUAAAUUCAAACCGCCCGCCGUCUUCCCUAACCAGAUCGCUAGAACCCCAUAUUUGAGAAUAUCGAAAUCAUGGCAGCUAAUCAGAAAGAGCGACCAACAUUUCGCCGGGACUCUCCCUCUCCCGAGAGGGCCCCUGGUCCCGCCAUAGGUCCUAGUAGGGCAGACUCAACUCGGUGUCUCUCGACUACUUCGUCCGCCUCUCGCGCCUCGAGUGCUGACGGUUCCUAUCGAGAUUCACUGGUCAGCGAUACGUCUAGACUAUCUUCUUCGAGCUAUGCCUCGUCACGCUUGUCCACGAUAAGCUUGGACAAGCCUUUGAAAAAGCGCGGGUUCACAAAACCGCAAGGGACAGACUUUGCCAACAGCGCAAGGCAUCGAGAAAGCGUUCUGAGUUUGGGAAGUAUAUCGCAUCUUCAGUACUACUUUGCAAGGACAGGGCUACUAGAUGGGAAAGGAGGGCGGCUAGCUAGAAAAAGGCACCCGAGAGCCACCUUAGACUUGUCCUUGUUAGAUCCCUCCGCCGCGCAGAACCGGAAAGCCUCAGGCUCGGAUGUGGACUCUUCUUACGCCUCGAUGGGCAGUAGCCCAGAUCUUGGUGCUCAGAAUAUUACCGGUGGUUCAACAGUCGAGUCGCCUACUGACGAUCCAGAAGAAUUCUAUUGGGAUGAGUACGAGGAACCAGACUUGGAUAUCUUGCCCCCGACUACGAGCACUUACAUUCACCGGGAGAAACAUAUCCCUAAACCUCCUACAAUCGAAGAGAUGAAAGCAGACCUGACCAAAGCGUUAGACGCUGCCUCGAAGGCUCUCACAGAAGCUACUCCGAAAGCGGGCAAUUCGUCAAAUCGUCCUGUCAAGCUAACGCAAACCGAAUACGAAGUCCAGGGAGUGCAAUUACUCGACCUGAUGACGCUAGCUAUUCGCGCUGCAAAGAUCUACUACACGGCGCACGAGCACCCAGACCGUUUGGACUCUAUCAAGUCCGAAAAGGAGAUACGCUCGGAGCUGCUCUCCGUCAUGGAGGUACUCAAGCAUAUGGCAAAUAGGUUAUUUGCUGGUGGUCCUCGUAGCGAAGAGUGCGAGACGAUGACCUCAUGGAUUGAAAGCAUACGCACCAUGCUCAGAAAAGAGGAAGAAAUAGAGAAAGCUGAGCGUGCCGAGAGAGCCAGUUGGACAUGGAUAAAGGGCGACUGGUCGGGAAGGGAAAUCGAGCGUGAGAUUGCAUUUUUAAGCUCGAUUGACACCGAAAACGAACCGUUGCCUCCGUGGACGCCAGUUGACAAGGCAACACAAUUGCCAACACCCUUCCUAGAAAGCCUGCAGAACGGUCUGAGGCUUGUCCAACUUCAUAACACAGCAGUCAAGAAGUCACGCCGACGCUUCGGCGCUAUCGGGGCCUUCCACACAGACACUCAGAAGCCAUACCGCUGUGCAGAAAACUUGCGCUACUGGAUCAAAGCGGCUGAGCUACGAUAUGAGGUGAUGCUGAAGGUGGACGUCAUGGGGGUGGUUUACAAUACUGAUCCCCAAGUAUGGGUGGACUUCGAAGCGGCCAUUUGGAAAUGGUGUCGGACAGUGCGAGAGGAGAUUACAACCGAAUGGCAGAAAGCAGAAGCGGAAGCGGAAGCGGAAGCACAAGCAAAAGCACAAGCUGAGGCGGCAUCUCAAUGAUAGAUGCGUUUGUGUGUAACGAGGACGCUGCUGCAUCACGAUUUACACCAUAUACCCCAAAGAGCAUAGUAUUGGCUGCACUGUACACUUUUGAUCCUUAUUGAGAGGUUCGAAUUGCAGGAUAAGUUAAUGAACGGAUCGAGCUUUUUUUAUUUCUAAUUCACUUCUUCCAUAGCAGAUAGCUUGUUUAGCUAACUUUUUUUUAAACUUUUUUUUUUUGAGAUAUACAAUACUUCAGACUUUGCAGCAAUGCAAGAAAACAUUCCCAGGCCAUUCGGCAUUAGUAUAUAUAUAUGUAUAAUAGACACCAUUUGCGUCUUGUUGAUAUUGGAAGGAUAGGUAUCAUACAACAAAGGACUGGGCGGUUAUUCAUUAUUAUUAUUAUUAUUAUUUUGUAUUUUACAUAGCUACUAGGUAGUAUUACAUCGCCAGUGCUAUUGAAUAAGGUUCCCAUUCGAUUCCAAUCCCAUAGACAUG
This is a messenger RNA of Daldinia caldariorum, 2622 nucleotides long. RefSeq lists its product as uncharacterized. NCBI's taxonomy places the organism in Eukaryota, Fungi, Ascomycota, Sordariomycetes, Xylariales, Hypoxylaceae. The transcript has 2 exons. The record is from RefSeq and is a predicted model, not a curated record. Bases 544 to 2145 code for a protein of 533 amino acids.